UCCGGCCGGCGCGGCUGACCGCGCCAGUCCGCCACGACUCUCCGCUAAGGCAACACCGGCGGGCCGCGUCGGAUGUGUCGCCCGGCGGGUGCAGCCCGGACUUGUUGCACGUGGAGGCGGCCCGGCCCGCACGCGCCAGCAUGCGCGUCUAGUUGUAGCAUGCGGGUGCCGCUGCUGCCAGUUUUGCUCCUCGUUCUCGCGCGCCCAGCUGCAGCCGGUAUCUGCUGGUCGGGGAUGGAGCGCGGCGGGCGUUGCAGUUCGGUGGUGGCGCUGCGCGUGGGCCGCGCGGAGUGCUGCGCGGGCGCCGCUCGCUCGCCCGCCGCUUGGAGCCCGCGCGAUCUCGACAGUGGCGAGAUCUUCUUCUACAAGGCGCUUUCUGGAGGCGUGCCGUGUACAGCAUGCGCUGAAUCUUGCGCCGGGGUAUCGUGUGGCUCCGGCCGGCGGUGCGUAGUCCGGGGCGGUCGAGCGCGGUGCGUGUGCGCAGCGGCGUGCCGCCGUGUGGGUUCCGUGUGCGGCACCGACGGCAAGACCUACCCGUCUCUCUGUCGUCUCCGACGGCGGGCCUGCCGGAGACCGGCCAAACAUCUCAGCAUGGACUACCCUGGACCGUGUCAAGAGGGUAGCUGCGAUCUAGUCCGUUGCGGCGGCGAGAAACGCUGCGUGUUAGACGCUGAGCUGGGCGCACAUUGCGUGCGCUGCGGCUCCUGUAACGUCGCCGGCGCACCCGUCUGUGCUGUUGAUGGCAAGACGUAUGCGGGCGCCUGCGCGCUCAGGAAUGCCGCCUGUGAACGCGGCAAGGCGUUGCCGCUGGCCUAUAGAGGGUCUUGCAUUGCGAACGCGACAUGCGCAUCUAUAACUUGCGGUGCCGGCCAGCGCUGCGUCGCUGGCGGCGCUAGUGGGGCGCGGUGCGUGUCUUGUGGAUCUUGCGGUGGGGGAGCACGACGGCAGCUGUGUGGCACUGACUCGAGGACGUAUUCCUCAUGGUGCCGCCUACAGAGAGCAGCGUGCCACGCCGGGAGGGUAGUGGAUCCGUUACACCCUGGACCUUGCAAAGGCAACAAGAACAUAACGGACAACAGCGUCGCUCGCGAACGUGAACGACAUGGAGGCGACAUCGACACACGCGUCCUAUAGUCAUAGACUUAGUUUUAGCGCAGUUUAGCUUCGUAGGUUCGGCACGCGGCGGUCUGGAUUAUUAUUAUGCAGGAAAUUAAAUUAAACUUUAAAAAAAUACUUGUUAGAAAUACUACGUGUCCAUUAAUUUGUUGUGUUAUUCCUAUGCUAUAAAUUUUAAUUGUUUUAUAAAAAAUGUCGUGUUAAAAAGGUACAUACCCAAGACCGCCGCGCAGUCAUUCUCGUGCCAGGUUAACCGAAACAGAUCAAACAUUUCUUAGUUAGCGUAGAUUUAGACGAUUUAUUGAGAUGCACGUAUUUUCGAACUUUGUAGAUAAAUAAUAAUUCUUUAAUAGUUUUUAAUAAUUAUUAACACUUACCUUAUUAAAUUUGAGCACCAAAUCGUACUUAAUAUUUAGUCAAAAUAUUUCUAGGGUCUUUGUAGUUAGCACAAUAUUUGGAACCUUAGAAUAUUUAAUGAAAUUCUUAUAUCUAGUUGUCGUUCGGACACACGAAGCUUAUAAUUGAUGAAAUUAUUAACAGUUUCAUCGGACUGACAUUGUUCUUAAAAUUUGAUUAACUCUUAGUACUUUAAGACUUAAUUUUACUUCAACAUGGUUAACGCUUAUAUGCAAUAUUUAUUAUUAUUAAGUUACAAAUAAAAGUUUAGUGCAAUAAUUUUAUUGAAAAUUGUAUGAAAUUUAUGUUACAUGUUUUGUUUUGUUUGUUUAAAAUUGAAUCGUGUUUCGCAUAAGUCAAAUUUUAAUUCGAAAAUAUGAAGUGUUAUCGAAUACGUUUUCAGUAUUACGUGGAUGUAAGAUUUUAGAAUAUCUUUAUUUUCGAAACAUUUUACAUUGGAAAUUAAGUGAUCUUUAUUAGACUGUAGAUAAAAGUAAUUUAUUGUUACUUACGAAUCAUUUCCAAAAUGUUUUCCAAUAUUAUUUGUAUGUGAGUUUACAUUUAUGUGGUAGCGCAGCGUGUCACUAAGUAGAUUAUUUCUUGGCGUCCUUUUUAGCUUUAAUUAAAUAGUUAGUUUGUCUGUACUUAUGUUUCAGUACCUACAUUGUUAACAUGUUUAAACGUUCGGACAUAGUCUAGCUAGUGAAUAUCCAUGCAUACAUAUUUGAUUUUGUUUUGUUCCUAAUAAAUUAGCCAGCUCUUGUUUUUUUCUAUGAAUAAUCGUUUCAGAUCAAACUUAAAACUUUUGAUACACAUUCGGGAUAAAAAAGAACUUUAAUGUUAUUAUUUUAAUGCCAAGCCAUAGAUUUUUGUGUUAAGAUCAACCUCGCUUAUUUGACACAGGUACACUGAGUUCCUUUGUAAUUAAAAAUCCAAAGAUUCAAAAUUGCAAAUAAGCGAAGCUAAAUCAUAAUAAAACCAUAACUUGAGGCCGAUUUUGGUAAAUAGGUCCCAUGAUUUUGAUAAACAAAGUCUUUAAUGCUACAAGCAACUUAUGCUAAAUAGUCUUUUUCUGAUUAUCCACACCCAUACAUCAUCAAACUAGGAAAAUACGAUUACUUACAUUUAAAAUCGAUCAUAC
This is a messenger RNA of Amyelois transitella, 2653 nucleotides long. Its product is annotated as follistatin-A. The transcript has 6 exons. Gene Ontology annotation, molecular function: extracellular matrix binding; protein binding; collagen binding. NCBI's taxonomy places the organism in Eukaryota, Metazoa, Arthropoda, Insecta, Lepidoptera, Pyralidae. The coding region runs from base 73 to 1134 and encodes 353 amino acids. The record is from RefSeq and is a predicted model, not a curated record. Gene Ontology annotation, biological process: anatomical structure development.